Owenia fusiformis is the source of this 1871-nucleotide messenger RNA. NCBI's taxonomy places the organism in Eukaryota, Metazoa, Annelida, Polychaeta, Sabellida, Oweniidae. The record is from the annotation of a GenBank genome assembly.
ACUUGAACUAGAAAAUACAUUUUGAUUGUCCUGCUGAUUGUCCAGUUUAAACAAAGCAUCAAUAUUUCACAUCAUUCCUUGAAUUUUAUGAAUUAGUAAAGACUUUAGAUGAUACAUACUGUUAUGAUUUGCAAACUUUUUAUCACAUUCCUGUUCUUACCUGAGGCUAUGUGCCAACAGUAUGUGACGGUGAGCACCAGCGAGGGUCAAUUACGGGGUCAAGUAUUCAAUUUCCAGGGAUGGUACCCUGAAGGGGUACUUCAUGAUAUGAACAUUACCCAGUAUGUCGGAGUUCCAUUUGCCAAACCACCAAUCAAUGAGCUUCGAUGGCAGCCACCUGUGGCACCUGAUUCAUGGACAGGAGUGCGUGAUGCUUUGGAUUUUAACACUAUAUGCUGGCAGAGACCUAUUGAAGUUUAUAAUGGGUUACCCGUCCAAAUGUCUGAAGAUUGUCUCUACCUCAAUAUUUGGGUGCCUGGUACUAAUACAGAUCCAACAAACCUUAAUCUUCCUGUCAUGUUUUAUAUCCAUGGCGGGGCAUUCCAGUGGGGUACAGGCAUUAAUCCCGUUCAGUUUGGUGGCUACAUGGCAAGUGACAAUGACGUCAUUGUGGUUGGUAUAAAUUACCGUGUUAACGCCAUGGGAUUUUUAUCAACGGAAGAUAGUACAGCUCCUGGUAAUUAUGGUAUCAUGGACAUGAUACAGGCAUUAGCAUGGGUGAAAGCUAAUAUAAGGAACUUUGGUGGAAAUCCAGAUUCCAUUACCAUAUUUGGUCAGUCUGCAGGAGGUUCUGCUGUGACAUAUCUAAUGCUCUCACCACCUGCAAGAGGACUGUUUCAACGAGCUAUCUCAAUAAGUGGAGGUCCGACACCCCACUGGGCUAUGGCGAAAAAUUACCUUCGAGAACUCACCCCAUUGUUAGCGAUUGAAUUAAACUGUCCACCUGACAAUUCUCAGGCAAUGAUGACAUGUAUGAGGACCAAACCUGCAUCAGAGAUUACAAACAGGACAAUAGCUCUAAACCUUAAUAUUCUCCAAACUCGAAAUGACACACAGGGUGUUUUCGCUCCAAGAAUAGAUGGGGUGUAUAUUCCCGAUGAUCCUUUGGCAAUAGUUGAGAGAGAGGAAUUUGUUCCAGUUGAUUAUAUGACAGGAAUAACAAGCCAUGAGUCGUGGCCCUACAGACAGGACUGGUACAUUCCAAUACCAGGUGGUGGAAAACAACUUGAAAAUGGCAUGAAUUCCACUGAUUUUGACAUACUAACACAAUGGUAUUUACGCUUCUUGGACUACCCAGAGCAACGAGAGAAAGUUGCUCAAGCUGUUAAGCUUAUGUAUGAUCUCUAUGAAUCCCCAGGUGACAGCAUAGAGAGGACCAUGUCUUAUACAAAUUUCCUUUCUGAUUUCCAAUUCAAUGCACAUAAUGACAGAUUCGCUAAGUUAUACUCAAAGCAUGCACCUUCAAAUGCUGUGUACAAUUAUUACUUUUCGGCAUUUGUCUCAUUGGACCAGAGGAUCAUCUAUGAGCCACAACUGCCAAUCUGGGUGAGGGCAACACAUGCUGAUGAUAUUGCUACUGUGUUUGGUAAGGCUAAGUACACCAUGGAUGAUGAAGUGACACUUGAUGAAAGAGUCCUUAGUAAUGCUGUGAUGGUAGCAUACUCAAACUUUGCCAAAGCAGGAAACCCUGGGAGCAUAGGUACUGUUUCCUGGCCAAGGUUUACAGAAGCUAAUCCAGCCUAUAUGGAGCUGACCACCCCUGUUGAGCAUACACGCAUCAUAAAUCCAUUCUUUCCAAAACGUAUGGCAUUCUGGUCAGAGUUUGUGUGGCCAAUGUUAGACCAGCCAUCUCCAAGUUGUGUGAAGGAUGA